Messenger RNA from Lasiosphaeria miniovina, 2533 nucleotides. RefSeq names its product triose-phosphate transporter family-domain-containing protein. Gene Ontology annotation, cellular component: Golgi apparatus; cis-Golgi network; endoplasmic reticulum-Golgi intermediate compartment. Gene Ontology annotation, biological process: UDP-glucose transmembrane transport. Bases 84 to 2054 code for a protein of 656 amino acids. The transcript is spliced from 3 exons. Gene Ontology annotation, molecular function: antiporter activity. NCBI's taxonomy places the organism in Eukaryota, Fungi, Ascomycota, Sordariomycetes, Sordariales, Lasiosphaeriaceae. The record is from RefSeq and is a predicted model, not a curated record.
GCCAAGCCAAUCAGCCCGCGCCUCGCGACCGCGCGAACUCCACCGCCAUCCCUGACUUGGCUGGGUCUGUGGUCCUGUGAGCGAUGCUAGCAGCGACUGGCCAGAGCUUACCGAAAACGACUCCGUCACAGCGUGCACAAUUGGACAACGAUGAGCCCGAAAGGACAUGCUGCUGCGGUGCAUCCACCUCAAGAAUGUCGAUUCCCCUUCCACCAGACGCCCAAUUCCCCCAACUCGACACGGCAUUGCCUCUACCGCCCCCUUCCACCCCCCAACAAGUCUUCGACGACGAGUCUCGCCCCAGCUCCCGGCCCCCUAUCUCGAAACCACCAGAUUCACCAUCGGCACACGCGACCCGGACCCCUGGCCGGCUCCACGCCCAGCAGCCCGUUCCACAUAGCCACAGCUACGGCUCCAGCGAGGGCGAGGGGCCGGAUGCCGAGGAGAUCGAGAUGGAGCCCCUUCACCCCGUCGGCCACCGCCGCCGUCGGAGCAGUCUUAUAACAGCUGGCAGUGCCUCGAGCAGCAGCCGCCGCUCCCCGCGCCCGAGGGCCCACUCUAUCCGCAACCAAAUCGUUGACGGCCCCGACAGCCCAAAGAUACUCGAGGAAACCGGCGAGGAGAGCUUGGUUGCUGUGCGGCCCGACAGCCCUGGCGAUGGCCAUGGCAGUGACCUGUCUGAAGAGGACCUCCACGAUGACGAGGAGACGGGCUUGACGCGCAAAGACCGGCAGCGGAAGAGACGGAGGAGGAGCCGAAACAGGUUGCUCGACCAGAGGAUAGUCCGAGAAAAGGCGUUGCCCCAGGACAAGAAAGAGGCAGACCGCAGUGUCAUGAAGAAACUGCUGGUGAAUGCCUCGCUCAUUGGCCUCUGGUACUUUUUUUCUCUGUGCAUAUCUCUUUAUAACAAAUGGAUGUUUGACCCUAAAAAGCUCAAUUUCCCGUUUCCCUUGUUCACCACGUCGAUGCACAUGCUCGUGCAAUUUUCCCUGGCGUCAUUAGUGCUCCUUUUCGUUCCCUCGCUGCGGCCACAGAACAGCCACAGGUCGGACAGGGGCCAGUCGAGGCAUGAAUUGGAGCCCGAGAAGCCGCCCAUGACCAAGAUGUUCUACCUGACGAGGAUUGGCCCAUGUGGUGUGGCCACGGGCCUCGAUAUUGGCCUCGGAAAUACUUCCCUCCAGUUCAUUACUCUUACAUUUUACACCAUGUGCAAGUCGUCUUCGCUGGCGUUUGUGCUCAUUUUCGCCUUCAUUUUCCAUCUUGAGGUGCCCACGUGGCGGCUCGUGACUGUUAUUGCGACCAUGACUCUCGGAGUCAUCAUGAUGGUGGCCGGCGAGGUCCAGUUUGACCUGGGCGGGUUUUUCCUAGUCAUCUCUGCCGCGUUUUUCUCUGGCUUCCGGUGGGGUCUCACCCAGAUUCUGCUCCUCCGCAAUUCCGCAACGUCGAACCCCUUUUCUAGCAUCUUCUUCCUCGCGCCCGUCAUGUUCCUGACGCUCAUCGCCAUCGCUAUCCCGGUCGAGGGCGUCUCGAAGCUGAUCGAUGGCCUCGGAACAAUCGCCUCGGAACAGGGCGCUCUCAUGGCCCCCCUGAUCAUCCUCUUUCCCGGCAUGAUUGCCUUCUUUAUGACUGCCUCCGAGUUCGCUCUGCUGCAGCGCACCUCGGUCGUCACGUUGUCCAUCGCCGGCAUCUUCAAGGAGGCCGUGACCAUCUCGGCCGCCGCCUUGGUGUUCGGCGACACCAUGACCCCUAUUAACAUCGUCGGCCUGUUCGUCACGAUCGGGGCUAUUGGUGCCUAUAACUAUAUCAAGAUUAGCAAGAUGCGCCAGGAGGCCCAGGAGAGCAAAUUGCGCAGCCUCGAGCUGGACGAGGAUACCACCGACCCACAGACCCAUGGCAACUCCUCAUCUCCCAGCAGCAGCGAUGCGGAUGCAGAUGUAGAUGGCGAUGACGGAGAGGAGACGGGCCUCCUACGCCGCAACAACACCGAACUCAGCGAAGUGCUCUUCAGCGCCGACGGCGGCGAUGUGAUCAUCACGCCCGAACCAUCACCGUAGCUCACGGAGGCGCAGCAGAGGGCUGCUACUAUGGAAGACUAGAGCCGGUUGAGCCGCCUCGUCUUGAGGUAUUAAAACGUCGAAGGGGAUGACUUGGGACCUAAUGUCGCCGUAUAUACUCGCACAAAUCUGCGUGCCUAUUUCCUUUUUCUGGGUUGUCUGUUUAGACGAGCGGGCCACAUCAUCUUGUGUUUCUUAUGUCCUACAUAUUCGGGGCGGGGGCUUAUUUCCUUACACCAUACAACCGUGAUACCCACACUCGUGUACAGAUAUCAAUUUUUCCAGGUCAAAAUCUUUACUCUGGUAUUGCAUUUGGAAGGGAGAAAAUAGAGUGGGACGGAGAUGAAAGAGGCUGCUGAAUCGUAAAAUAAGCUGGAUUUGUCUUUCUCUUUCUCUUUCUUUUUCCUUUGGAGCUCAUACUCUUUUCUUCAUUACAUUUAUCACUGCAUUAUUUGUUUCCUUUUGGAUACUUCGGGGUG